This is a messenger RNA of Anastrepha ludens (Mexican fruit fly), 9152 nucleotides long. It is a transcript of the gene Cad86C, whose product is annotated as cadherin-86C. The record is from RefSeq and is a predicted model, not a curated record. Gene Ontology annotation, biological process: homophilic cell-cell adhesion. Lineage: Eukaryota; Metazoa; Arthropoda; Insecta; Diptera; Tephritidae. The transcript has 12 exons. The coding region runs from base 533 to 6256 and encodes 1907 amino acids. Gene Ontology annotation, cellular component: plasma membrane. Gene Ontology annotation, molecular function: calcium ion binding.
UUACAAUAGUAAAACAUCACACGAUAUCUAAGGAACAAUUUUUCUGAUUCUAUUAUACAUUAAGUUUCUCAGAUGAAGUGGAAAAAAUCCUACCGAGUGUCAACUAGUUGUGGUACAAAGUAAAUUACAGUUUUUAUUUAGAAAUGGGCACUGUCAAAUGCAUUUGCGUAUGUAUUGUGUUAUGUAUUCGAAACGAGUGAAAAAGUAAAAACAAAACCGGAAAAUCAACAAAUCAAAGAAUGUUAGUGUGCGUGUGUAUAUGCAUAUCAGCAAAGUUCAUUUCCUAUCAAGGCAAUUCAACGGUGGUAAAACAUCAAAAAGUGGAAAAACUGUUAUUUGCAGUAUAGUGGCUGCAUAUUUUACAUUUCGUAUACGAGUACGUACUAAAUUCGUCAUUAGAAAGAUAUAUCUACAAUCGUUUACUUGUAUAUGUGAAUUUGUUUAAAAGCCGGCUCAUCGUAAAUUGGAAAGGGCAGAGAACAUGUUUACUGAAAAAAUAAAUACGUAAAGUGCUUCAGUGAAGUUUGCGGUGAUGACUUCCAGCUGGUGUAACAACAGAAAACACAAUCAUAAUCAUUACGUCAGAAAAAGACACGGUUCUUGCAUACGAGGUAUGGGCUUAUCACCAAAGAAGAGAAGAAUAUUCAAACCACUUUCCCGGUUUUCAGUGUAUUCCCCAUUAACUACGUUAUCACUCCCUAUUUCAAUGAGAAACACAAGAACGACAUCUCGAAUAUGGACACUCGGUAUAUUAAUUGGCAUUCUAUGCCCAUUACACAUUGUUCAUUGUGUGGAUCCAAAGUUCGACCCUUCGACACGAAUGCGUCUCGUAUUGGUGCCGGCAGAUGCGCAAGUCGGCUCUGUAAUUUAUCGAUUACGUGCCACUGACGAGGAGUUUGACUACCCACUGACAUUUGAACUUAAAGGAGAUGCCGCAUCUGCUACUGUUAAGAUUGAAUCACUUCCAUGUACAAAAUACAAUUCCGUUUGCCAAGCCAAUGUUGUGUUACAGCGACGUUUGGAACCGGGGCGCUACUACGAUUUCCAAGUUUCAGUGAAGGACACCAAAGGUGGCAUGGCUAGCCAAAUGUGUUCGAUUACAGCCACAAAUUUCACAACACCCCACGAUCUCAUAUUUCCACACAAACCGGGUAUUAUAAUGAUUUCAGAGGAUUCAAAACGCGGUACCGAAUUGGAUUACGUGAUAGCACGCAAAAAUCCACUUUUCCAAAAGCCAGUUUACCUAGAAUUAUGGGGUUCUCAGCUCUUUGCAAUUAGGCAAAAAAUUGUAUCAACAGAAACCACAGAAGGCACCGUGUUUUUGCUAGGUCCACUAGAUUUCGAGAAGCAAGCGAUGCACCAUCUAACAAUAUUGGCCAACGACGCAUACGCCGAGCCUGGCCAAGAUAGCCGCAAUAUAGCUGGGCUUGAACUCGUAGUCAUUGUACAAGACGUGCAGGACCAACCGCCUGUAUUUACUUCAGCUGCACCUGUGACGAAGUUGCCCGCAGGUAUUCUUCCAGGAGAUAAGAUACUUCAAGUUCAUGCUGAAGAUGGUGACAAAGGAAAUCCACGAGAAGUUCGAUAUGGCCUUGUUUCAGAGGGCAAUCCAUUUACUUCUUUUUUUGAUAUCAAUGAUACCAGUGGAGAAAUUUUUUUAAUGCGUCCCCUCGAGGAUAUUGCGGCAAUCACGCACGUUGGAGAUCCAGUAUUGCUCACAGUAAUUGCGGAGGAAGUUAAGGUUGGCCGUGACGAACCCGCUGCUAUGGCUUCAACUGUGCAGUUGGCAUUCUUUCUGCCAGAACGUACAAAUUCAGCACCUUACUUUGAAAAUGACCACUACGUUUCAAGAGUGGAAGAAAACGCUCCGCAAGGCACUGCACUUACAUUCAACGAUCCAUAUGUACCACGUGUUUAUGAUGAUGAUACUGGAAAAAACGGAGUCUUCUCUUUAACGUUACUCAACAAUAACGGAACAUUUGAGAUUUCACCCAAUGUCGCUGAACGUAGUACUUCAUUUCUAAUACUUGUGCGCGAUAAUGUUCUAUUAGAUUAUGAGGAACGGCACUCAGUGCAAUUCCAAAUAUUAGCGCAAGAAUUAGGACCAGCUACUAAUCUGUCAGUUAGUGUAAAUGUGACGGUAUACAUAAACGAUGUUAAUGACAACCCACCGAUAUUUGACCAGGUUGUAUACACUGUGGAGCUACCAGAAAAUAUGACAGCCGGAACAAAGGUUGUCCAAGUUAAGGCUACCGACGUAGACACGGCUGGUUUAGGCGGACGUGUUAGAUACACGGCAAUUUUGGGUUAUUUAAACACUUCAUUGAAUCUAGAUUCAGAGUCCGGUCUGAUCACAGUAUCGACGACCAAUCACGGGUUUGAUCGUGAAAUAAUGCCCGAAUACCACCUAUACGUAGAAGCCCGCGACAAUGAUGGCACUGGUAACCGUGCUCAAGUGCCACUGAUUAUAAAACUUAUAGACGUCAAUGAUGAAACACCAAUAUUUGAGAAAGAUCUGUAUGAAUUCAUCCUAUCGCCCGACUUCAAAAGCUUUACAUCCACAGCUAUUAUACACGCCACAGAUAAGGAUGCAACAGCCCCCAACAACGAAGUUCGUUAUGAAAUAAUUAACGGAAACUACGAAAAUAAAUUUCAUUUGGAUAAAAUAACUGGUGAGUUAUCCGUUCAAGAGAAAAUUUCGAUACGAUCUAAAGUGCGAAAACGACGUGAAACAAUGUCUCACAUUGAAGACGAUGUAUUCUUGAUGACGGCGCGUGCUUAUGAUUUAGGAGUACCAGUACGCUUUAGCACGACUGCUAUUCGUAUAUAUCCACCCGAAAGUCGUACACGUACUGUGACUUUUGUAGUACCAGGUGGAAGUCCUGACAAAGUGAAAACAGAAGAAACGCUUUCCACGAUCACGGGAGGAAAAGUAAUCAUACACGACAUUAGACUGUUGCAACCUGAUGAGCCAGGCGCCAAAGCAAUUACGGGAGGAAAUACGGAUGCAAUGGAAAGAAGUGUUGUGACCGCCACUGUUCUGUACGAUAGCUCUUCUGUUGUAGACAUUUCUCAAAUUCAGCAGCGUUUAUCGCAGCACAAUAGUUCGUAUGCGAUAAUGAGUGGUAGCGAUACAGCGGAAACAGACAACUUGACCCCUUUGCAGACUUUGUACAAAGCUGAAAAUAAGUUGCUUUUCUGGCUUCUCAUCUUGCUGGCUACCUUGGUCGCUUUAACGAUUCUAAUAUUAUUGUUAUGCUGUAUUUGUUCCUGGUGUCCUCUGUAUGGAAGUGCAAGCAAGAGAAUAGUUAAUGUCAGUAGAACUGAAGACGAUGUUCACCUAGUGCAUAGGGAAAUGGCAAAUGGAAAACAAGCAAAAUCUGUUCAGGUCGCCGAAUGGAUGGGACGACGCGAGGCCUGGUCCGCCGAGAAGCCAACAGAUCCGCGAACGAAGCCAACCCGUUGGGAGUUCCACAAUGGACGUGAGCAGUUUAACGAAAACGUAGGAAUUCAUGAAACUGUAAAAAGCGGCGAAGACAGACACCGCAUUCGUUCCGCGGAAGAACAACAGAGGCGUGUAAAAAUAAAAAACAGCAGUACAGCCAAAGACGACACAUUUCAUAACUCUAGAACUAAUUUGAUAAAUGACCGAGAUAUAUACAUCGAGGAUAUCGCAGAUGAGAGAGAACUUUUAGAUACAGAUACAGAACACUUUCAAUCCAACAAAACGAAGCAACAAUUGGCUCAACAUAAGCAACGCAAUGAUAUUGAAGCUAAGCAUUCUGACCGCGAUUCCCUAAGUCGUCAAGAGAUGGAUCGCGGCAGUGAUAUGAACUAUAAUACAGCUCGAAGCAGUUUAAAAAAUAAGCGCGAAUUUUUUAUCAAAGAUGGAAACAUUGAAAUACUGCAACUUAUGACUAGGGAUAAAACCCGCGAUAGUGUUGCAGUGGUGGACGACGAUAAUAACGUUUAUGUAAAUUUACCAGUCAAAUCAACAAACCUCUCACAACCUCAACUACUAAUGGUUGAUAAUAGUGGGAAAGAAAUUCUAAUGCGCCGAUUCAUUGAAGAGCAACCAGAUGGGAAACAAAUCAUACGCGAGCAUUAUCAAAUCGUUCCAGGUGCCACGUAUAUCCAAGCAAUGCCCAAUGCAAUUCAACCACAUUCCACAAUGAAGGGGGGGUCAAUUGCUAUCGGUAAAUCAGGUGCCAAUAGCAUAGUUUAUUCACAAACAGAGCCUGAAGUAAAAGUGAUACAUACGCAACCUGUUCAUGGAGCAAUAACAAUACAGCCCGAUGAUCUCGUAGGUCAAAUGCAUCUCUCAACAUCGAAUCAAUCGCUAACAAACGAGCUCGAGAACUCACUAAAGCAACAAAAUGCGUUACUGCGACAAAUCUUAAUGGAAAAAGAAAAGUUAGAAACUCGGUAUACCCAACAAGAAGUAGUAUUAGAGACCCAAAGCCUUCCAGGACAGUAUGUAGCAAUUGCAACACAAACAGAAUGUGAAGCUGGGACCCAGACAAACGAAGAUGUUGAAUUUGCUCAAAGAACGACUGUUAAUACGCAGGGGAAAUCUAUGCGGCGCAAAGCUCGAAGUGAAAAUGAUGACUCCAUGUCGGAGAAUGAAUACGAAUUUGUGCGAUUCAGCCCUCCAAAUAGUCCCGAUCAUGUUUAUUGGAUAAAACGUAAGAAGCAAAAAAAACGCAGUAAAUAUCGGAGCAGCACACAUCCCCGGAAGCGAAUUAUUAUGGUAGAAGACGUUAAGAGAAAAAUACGUACUCCCAUUAAGGAGGAAGACGAUGAGAUGUUCGAGUACAGAAAACGGACCCCACCCAAAAAGCCCCUUCGCAGGCACGCUGAAACUAAAACCAGUGUUCUACGACGAAAAAAAAACGAAGAAAUGAAGCGAAAAGAUAUUGCCAUGGGACAAAAAGCGACCGAAGUGGGUCGGGAAGUUAUAAUAGAAGUGUCCGAUUCAUUAGAUGAGAAAACAAGAAGUCCUGGCCGUUAUCGAACAAGAAUAGUCGAUGAAAUAUCAUACUACCCUCAAAACAACGCUUGUACUGGGGAUGUUGAUGAUGAUUACGACGAUGAUAAUGAGCUUGAGUAUUCGAAUGAAUCUGAUGCUGACGAAAUUGUCAUAAAAAGUAAUGCUUUUACACCUAAUCAAAAUAAGCAUAAAAACUAUAGCAGAGCAGAGGUUAUUGCUGAGAAAUCCAAUAACGGAACAUUCUCGAGGUCUUCCUCUGACCAGAGAGAAAGGCUACCAGAAGUAAAAUCGCGAAAUACACGCAAAACAAACUCACAGCGUCUAAAUCGCUGUAACAGCUCCUCUGAACCUGCACAUAGUCGCUAUUAUACUGAAAAACAAAAAUCUUCCUCAUUAAAUAUUAUAAAUAGUACAUACACAGAAACACCGGAAGCAGGUAAUGCAGCAAAAGAUCGUGUAUACCAAAGUGAAACUGAUUUAAAUUAUCAAGAUGAUCGCUUCAAUGACACAGACGUUAUUGAAAAAGGUGUGCCAAAAUACAUGGAAUGGUAUUACGGCAAGCAGAAAACUGCAAAUAAUAGAGCUGGAACGGAUUCUUUGAAGUCUUUGACGGUAACGAAAAAAAAGAAUAGUGUAUCAGAAAAACGACUUUCAAAGGCACGUUUAUACUCGAAACCCGAUGCAAUUAUUUCUGACGAAGCUAAAUCCAAGCCGGAACCAGCUCCUAGAAAGUCUCCUCCUAAGAACAAUAGGCUUCUCAAGGAAGACAUUGUAAUGAACAAGCAACAUAACCCCAAAAUUGAGACUGAUACUAGCCAUCCACUAUUACAACAUUCAGAACACAGAUUUGAACGGGAAAAUGCUCCUGAGGUACCAUUACCACCAACUAAACUGCCGCAUUACAUGUAUCCAGAGACUCCACCUUUUGCUGCGUUUAAAGAGACACCAGGCAACAACAUAAAAGUGAAACCCAAGCCAUCACCCAUCAGGGAAAAUGAAGUAAAAGUAACUAACUCGAAAAUAAGCCUAAAUGUAGGAAACCCAAAUUCUGCAAUUGCAACGUCAAGUACUAAUACUCAAAAGCAACUGAACGCAUCUACAUUAGAAGACGACCACGACUCUGGUAUAGCCAUGAAUUCCUUGCUCAAUAGCAUGGGCCGUCGAAACCCCAUUGCUGAUAAGAAAAGUGUAUUUUCCAUUGCAUACGACGAUGUUAGUCGAGUGAGAAAAAUUGCAUCGGGAGGCGAAUCACCACAAUACUCAUAGAAACGGAGGUGUCUUAUUUGGUCUUAGCAUAUUUAUACCACAUAUUACAAAUAUUUGCAAGGUACUAUAAUAUCAAUAACAUAAAUACUAUUUGUGAUACUCUUUAAGUUUUGUUAAAACUUAUAAGCAACAAUUUGUUAUUGAACUCGUCUUCUAUAUGUCAUCAUGUUUACAUACAUACAUACAUACAUACAAACAAAACAACUCAUGUUUCUGUAAUAGUUUUUGCUUCUGGAUUAACCUUGCUUUUUAGGUAGGGGCAAUAAUAGGCAUGACAAAUUUAUUAUUUUGGGCAAUUGAUUUUCGGCAGUCAAUUAUUUUAUAAAGAAAUCAAAAACAAAAAAUUCUGAAUCAAAAAAGAAUACAUCAAAAACAAGUAAUUGUAGUAGAUGAUGUACAUCAUCAUAUUAUUAUUAUUUAUAGGGGAUAUAUACAUACAUUAAAACCCCUUACUUAAUUAGCACAUGUUCAUCAUAACUUUGUACUGAUAAUCAAAGAAUUUAUUAGUUUAAUAUUGAUCUAAUGCAUAAUCGGUAAGUUCUUUUUGGGAAUUAAUAAAAUGGUACUCUCUAACAGUUUACACUCGAAUUUUCAAGGAAACAAGCAUAAUUUAUUGCUUAAAAAACUUGAAGUUUUCGACAAAAAUUUGAUGUUUCGAAUUUCGUUCAGGCGCAUCGACUUACAGCGGUCACCGACUUCGAAAACAUAGUUUCAAAAAAAGGGUUUAAAGUCUUAAAAUAGUACUGGCCUGUUUUCCGUAUAAUUUUGAAGUUGGUAACUCUGGGAACUGUUAAUUCAAAUGACUCAAAAUGUUCAGUGAAUAUACGGCAUUAUAUCAUAAACAAAUCGAAGAAAUUACAGUUUUUGAUAUGUUAACAGCCGUAGCCGAAUGGGUUGGUGCGUGACUAUCAUUCGGAAUUCACAGAGGGAACGUAGGUUCAAAUCUCGGUGAAACACCAAAAUUAAGAAAAACAUUUUUCUAAUAGCGGUCGCCCCUCGGCAGGCAAUUUCUAUUUCUGCCAUGAAAAAGCUCCUCAUAAACUUUAGGUCCCUCCAUUUGUGGAACAACAUCAAGACGCACACCACAAAUAGGAGCUCGCCCCCCGAAGAUAGAUUUUUAAGCUACAACAGUUUAAGAGUAAUUAUUUCAACAUUUCAUUACACCUCAGCAAAUCCCGAGGUUGGCAAAAUAGUAAGCGUAUGUAUGUAGACAUAGGGUUUUUUUUUCAUUUACAUAAUAAGUAUUCCAUAUAUCAUAAAUUCAUAAAAAAUUUAUAAAAAUUAUGAUUAAAAUACAUUUGUAUAUAGUAUGAUAUAUUAAUAUGUGUAUAAAGUGAAAGCUGUCAUAGAGGGGCACAUUCUUGAGAACAAAGAAUUUUUGUAUUCUUCCCAUAGAAAAUAGACCUCAUAUACGAAGUUCUGAUAUUGUUUAUCACAAACGUUACUGUUAUCCCUUUUUACUAGUUCUGUUAUCUCCCGACAGUUCAACGAUUUCUUUUUUUGUAUGAAUUUACGCAUAAUCUUUUUGCACUACUCACUCGUAGCGACAUAGAAAUACAGAGCGAUGUACAGAAUACAGAGGUGUGACCAACAUCAGACCGUUAACCGGCUCGAGAUUAGAUUAGCCGGCGAUUUAGAAGGAAUCAACUGAUUUGCUUACGUCUGGGGGUUGUGUUUACGAAAAACUGAGAUAUGUACAUAUGUAUGUUGGUGAUAUGUAAACAACAGUUCCCAUUUUACUUCAUUGUAGUCUGAACCAUUUUUGCGAAAAUGCAUUUAUUUCGAUAACGACUCAUCUCUUCCCUCAUUUAUGUAGAUCUGGCAAAACAUUGUUGAGAUCGAAUAAAAACUACGUCCAUUUUUUAUGUAAAGACAAAAAUUCCAUCCGUCCUUUUGGUGGUCCAAACUAUAACUUUCAUUGGCUAUGAGUUUGGUUGACUCCAAAAAUGGACAGCCAGACCAAUUUAAAUAUCGGUCCGGGCCAGGUUUAGCUCAUAUUUUAUUCUGAAUUUUAAUAUUAUUUUUGCGACAUUCUGAUAAGUGGACAACAAGUAGACAAACAUCAAAGCCCGCCUAUUGGAGCUUUCACUAAAUAUAUAAUGAAACAAUAUGUACAUAUAUAUUCUUACAUAUAUUUAUAAAUAUAUGUAUACGAAGUCUUUAAAAAAGAGAUUAUAGAUUUGCUGCAUAUAGGGUAAGUAAAUAUAUAUGUACAUAUGUAUAUCCUUAUUAAUAUGAAUUAAUGAAUUUUAAAGCAAAAGUUUUUAUAUAUUAUAUUAUUAUUUAUAAUACCAUAUUUACAUCUUAAAAAAUAUACUAUAAGUAUAGUAUUAACAUAAUAAUAUGUAUAUAUGUAUAAGUUUAACAUUUACGUAUACAAGUGAAUAUACUGGAAUAUUCAAUGUUUAAUUACAUAUGUACAUAUAUCAACACUGUUAUGCCCAUAUACACAUAAAUAUACACAUACAUAUGUACAUGCAUACUUGUUUAAUAUAUGUAUAAGAGAAGGAGUUAUUCCAAACCCAUUUUAUAGACGCAUUUAUUAGUUGUAUGCACAGUAUUGACAUAAAUUGGUUACUCCUAAAUCAUACAAAGCAUUUACGAAUCAAUUAAGUAAUAUAUACGAACGCAUAUAUAUGUAUACAUACAUACAUAACUAUAUAGAUACUAUGUACGACAGAGUUACUAGUUUUUUAUUCAGUUUUCACUUUGAAUUCGAUUUUACUCUUAAAUAAGUCAUGUAUUUUCCUUUUUGUGAUGUUUAUUCAAAAUAUUUUUUAUUGAAAGUCUAUAAUAUUGUAUUUAAAUAUAAAUAAAUUUUAUUUAAGAUACACACAUGUACAUAAAUUCAUCCAGAUGUAAAAGAAAUUUUAAAUUAGGAACUAAAAUUUUCAAA